AAAUUCGAACCCACAGCAUCCCACUGUGAAUUUGAAGGAGAAGUAAGCAAGAAUAUCGUGUGUGUCCUGAAAGCUCUUCAAGAUGUUCCCAGCUGGUGGAUCAUUUCGAGGCUCUAGAGGAGCGUGCCUUGCACACAUCCUCAUGAAGAAUUUGCCUGCAAGUUCAGGACUGACAAAAUCACACGACCCUCCGGCUACCUCGACCGGUUCUGGCAGAGAUGUCAACCACAAUGUGACAUGGAAAGCAAAAAAUUGUUUUGAUGACAAGUCGAAAAUAUCGCCCAAAACACUGAUUGACAGAUACAGGGACGGGGAAACAAACGCUAUUUCUCUGAUCCAUCAACUCGCCCAGACUUUACAGUUUCAUCUGGAAAUAAAGGAGACCACAGGUAACCUACCAGGAUUUUAUUUUGCCUUUUGUGUGGUGAUCGACGGCGUCGAGUACAAGACUGGCAUGGGGAUCACCAAAAAGGAAGCUCGACUCAAAGCGGCGGUCCUCGCCCUGGAGGACUUCCUGCCCACCUUGGAAAGUCAAAGUUCUGUCCUCCCUGAGGCAUCAGGUGUCCCUCCACCGCUGCCCGUUAAAGAGGAGCCCUCUGUGUCUGACUCUCUUCAUUGUCGGGCUGUUCACGAAAGGAAGAACUCUGUGAACCAGCAGAUCCCGCAGGCUGUCCGCGAUCAACUCACUAAACUGAUGAACAGCCACCCGGAGUUUUCUACCUGCGCUGGAACCACAGCAGCUUUCAUCAUUCAGACCUCCAGCGGAUGUGAGGUGGUCGCUUUCGGCACCGGGAACUUCAAUACCAAAGAGAGUGCUUCUUCCUGCGGACGCAUAGUGCACGAUUCACAUGCUGUGGUUACUGCAAGGAGAUCACUUAUGAGGUUUCUGUACCGGCACCUGCUGAUGUUCUUCAGCAAAACGGCCAAUCUGACACAGAAGUCGUUGUUCCAGCAGAGCAGCAUCAGCGGCCUCCUGAGCCUUAGAAACGGCAUCACCCUCCACCUCUAUGUGAACCAGCUGCCUAAAGGUGCCGCUGUCCCCUCACAGCUGCGACUGAACCCGCUCUCCAUUUCAGCAUGGCAAGUCAACAACGAGAUCAGCCUCCACCUGUCAGUGGAGGGCAAGGUGUUCUCGGUUUUCUCGUCGGCCUUCGACCCAGCGGCUCCCAAGGUGGUCAGCAUGUCUGCCACGGACAAGCUCACCCAGUGGCAGGUGCUCGGGUACCAGGGAGCCCUGCUCAGCCACUUUAUCGAGCCCGUCUAUGUUGAAAGCAUCCUCAUAGGUGACAGUGGCUGCAGUGAUAUUCGCGGUAUGGAGAUCUCAGUGAACCAGCGUGUGGAGGGCAUCACCCCCCAGCUGCCCAUGUUCUACUGCAUGAUGAGGCCACAAAUCAGCCUGGUGCCUUCUGUGGCUACAAACAGCCCCCACAGCAGCCAGUUGACCUACGGCAUCAACUGGAGCGAGGGAGACAGCUCGCUGGAGGUGGUGGACGGCCUGGAGGGCAAAACAGUGGAGGAAUCUCCCUUUAAGAGCGGCUCUGCGCUGGCGAGCCGCCUGUGCAAAGCGGCGAUGCUGCACCGCUUCAAGUUGGUGGCCAAAGAGGCGCAGAGGCAGGACCUGCUGGCCACAGGCUCCUACAGAGAAGCCAAGAAGAUGGCCAAGCCUUACCAGGAGGCCAAGAACGUUUUGCGAGCGUACCUGUUGCAGCAGGGCUUUGGUUCCUGGCUGGCCAAGCUGUCGGUUAGUGAAAACUUCAGCAUGUAAAUAAUAAUCAUUUUGGAGAGAGAAAAAAAAGUUUCUGAGAGGCACUUGUUUGUUUGUUUUUAAGUUUGUUGUGUUUUCUUAAGGGAUUACCUCAAUCCCUGUUCAUGUUUAAAGAGUGGUUUUUGGGUUUGUGAACUUUAGUGUGGUCUGAUUUUCAAAAGAUAAAUACAAAUACUCUUAAUAUCUAUAAAAAAUAUAUAUAUUUAUUAAGUACACAACUGGUUUUGUUGCCCAUUACGUCUCUCUUGUCCCCUCAGCUGACAGAUUUAUUUAUAUACAGUACUCUGCUAUAUGUGUAGACUUAGUGUGUGAUGUAGAUGACCAUGUAGUGUGUGUGGUCAUAUCUUUGGUAUCAUGCUUACACCUUAUAUUGCUGUGGGCUCUAAAGUUUGACAAGUUGGUUUUGUUCUAACUGUUCUUCCAUGGACUUGAGUUUUGGUCCCAUCACAGUUACUGUUUUUGUUUCUUUUGUGCAUGUGCAUGUCCAUCCUGGUCGAUAUAUUAUACAGUAAUUUGAUUGUGAAGUGCAUGCUAUUCUUCAUAAUCCACGACCAAGGCAAUAAUUUAAAUCAAUAAACUAAAUCACUCCAA
Messenger RNA from Labrus mixtus (cuckoo wrasse), 2356 nucleotides. It is a transcript of the gene adad1, whose product is annotated as adenosine deaminase domain containing 1 (testis-specific). The coding region runs from base 83 to 1765 and encodes 560 amino acids. NCBI's taxonomy places the organism in Eukaryota, Metazoa, Chordata, Actinopteri, Labriformes, Labridae. Gene Ontology annotation, cellular component: nucleolus; cytoplasm. The record is from RefSeq and is a predicted model, not a curated record. Gene Ontology annotation, molecular function: double-stranded RNA adenosine deaminase activity; double-stranded RNA binding; tRNA-specific adenosine deaminase activity. The transcript has 13 exons. Gene Ontology annotation, biological process: RNA processing; adenosine to inosine editing.